AUGUUCAAUUCGUUCCAGCAGCAGGGAACCAUCCAGCCUCAAGGAACUGGCUAUUAUCCCACACAACAAGGACAACAAGGACAGCAAGGACAGCAAGGACAGCAAGGACAGCAAGGACAGCAAGGACAACAGCAACAAUCAUUUCAAUCACAACCGCCUUUCAAUAGUUAUGUUCAGCAGCCUAAUGCAGGUAUAGGAGGAUUUCCUCAGGGACAAUCUUCUUUUGGGAAUACUUCUCAAAUGACAAACCAACCAUCUUCAGGAUUCACCUCUGGACAAUACGCAGGCGGAAGUAAUGCCAACAGUAACCUUUUCAAUCAAUCUUCUCAACAAUUUGGGGGUGUUGGAAAUAAUAAUGUCAAUGUUAACCAAAGUUCCGACCCUUCUUCAUUACUGCCACAAGGAGGCUCCUAUAACAAUGCAGGUUUACAACGUCCACAGUUACAACCUGUACAAUCGGUUCAGUCGGUUCAUUCUAUGCACUCUCUUGGACCUGCUCAAACAAUGUCGUCUAUAAAUCCAAUUCAAUCCCAAACUGGAGACUACUAUGGAAAUGCACUUUCUCAACAGCAAUCAAGAACUUCCUUAAUGUCUACAUCCUCCCAAAUGGGAGGUAACCAAUUGUACGACACUAAUUCUCAAAUAUUGCAACCACAACAACAACAGCAGCAGCAACAGCAGAAUAUUCAGGUUACUGCCCCAUUACAACAACAAAGCACUGGGUUAUAUUCUAGCGCAUCUCAACCUGCUCAAGCGGCAAACUUGCAACCUCAACAAACUGGAUUUUACUCGCAACAACCACUACAACCACAACAGACAGGAUUUUAUGCUCAACAAAGUCAGGUUCCUUUAGAACCUUUGAAACCAACAGCCACUGGGUUUGUUAAUUCGUUUGCGAAUAAUGGUAUUAAUAACGAUAUUAAAAUCCCAACUAUGAGAUUGUCAUUUAUUACAGCUCAAGAUCAAGCCAAGUUUGAAACAUUGUUUAGAUCUAGAGUUUCUAAAGGAUCCAAUACCAUUUCUGGUGAUAACUGUAGAGCUAUCUUGAUGAAGUCCGGAUUGCAACCAAAACAGUUGGCGAAAAUCUGGACCUUAUGUGAUACGAGUAAAGCUGGGGAGUUGCUGUUUCCUGAAUUCGCAUUAGCAAUGCAUUUGGUCAAUGAGGUUUUACAAGGUGAUUCGAUCCCUUAUGAACUUGAUAUUAAGAGCAAAAAUGAGGUUAACAGUUUUAUUGAUGCUAUUAAUAUGAGUAUUGUUUCUGGAUCUACUGAAGAGCCUGCUAAGCAAGCGACUCCGUUCGAUUCCUUAUUCACUAAUGGCUUAUCGGUAUUGCAACCACAGGCAACUGGUAUGAUUCCUGCUACUAGUUUUGGCGUUCCAUUACAAAAUCAAAUGACAGGUGGUAUGUUAAAUCCUCAAGCCACUGGUAUGAUGCCACAGACUAGUUUUGGCAUGCCAAUGCAAGUUACCGGCGGGCCAUUGCUGUCGCAAACUACAGGUGGGGCCCUACAGCCCCAAACAACUGGGUUUAUGCCAUCCACCUCGUUUGGAAUGCCACUGCAAACACAAAUAACCGGGGGAGCUAUGAUGCCUAAUUUGCAACCUCAAACCACUGGAUCAAUGAUGCCUAACUUGCAACCUCAAACCACUGGAUCAAUGAUGCCUAACUUGCAACCUCAAACCACUGGAUCAAUGAUGCCUAACUUGCAAUCUCAAACCACUGGAUCUAUGAUGCCUAACUUACAGUCUCAGAUGACAGGGUCCAUGGGCGUUGGGACAACUAGUUUUGGAAUGCAACCUCAGGCCACUGGGAAUAUUUCUUUGCAGCCAAAUCCUACUGGAUUUCUUCCAGUCUCAAACUUCAACCCAACUGCUCCAUUGACAGCUCAAAAGACAGGUUUUGGUAACAAUGAAAUCUAUAGUCAAAGGAACUUUGGUUCUAGUUUAGGACAAGCCGAGGAAGAUAGUAUUUCUACAGAAGAAAAAUCAUUAUUCUAUAAGAUUUUCGAGACUUAUGAUUCACAAAAGAAAGGACUAUUAGACUCACCAACAGCAGUCGAAAUUUUCCGUAAAUCUGGUUUAAACAGAAGUGACCUAGAGCAUAUUUGGAAUUUAUGUGACAUAAACAAUCGUGGUCAGUUGAGCAAGCAAGAAUUUGCACUUGGUAUGCAUUUAGUUUAUAGAAAGUUGAAUGGUAAGAUUCUUCCUAAUAGAUUACCUCCAAGUUUAAUUCCUUCUAGUAACAAGAUCCUAGAUAAUGUGAAGAACCAGUUGAAAGUUGCAUCUACCUCUAAUGACACCAAGAAGGCACCAUCUCGUACUGAUGGGUUAAGUUACAAAAAUAAUGAUGACGAAAAUAUCCUUCCAAGUUUCAGGAAUCGUAGAAAGAAUUAUUCAACAAAUGGAACGUCAAGUUCAAGCUUAGAUAAUACUCCUAGAGGUUCUCCUGUCACUGUUUCUGGUGCCAAUGUUUCAUCUGACACUGGUGUGACUACUGCAGUUACGACAUCUUCAGCGCCAGUUGCGCCUGUAGCAUCAGCGGUUGUGAAGGAUGGCAGAAUUGAUAUGUUACAAAAGUCUAUCAGAGAGAAGAGAGGUCAGCUUGAAGCGGAAAUAUCUCGUAAUCGCCGUAUGUUGAAUCAAUCGGCAGAAAAUAGAGAAAAUGAUAUGAGAAUGAUCGGUUCUCUAAAAGACAAGAUAGCGAAUGUCCCACAUAUUUUAUAUACAAAAAAUUCUUCAAUUCCUGAUGACUUGAACAGACGUAUUGAUACUAUUGUUUCAAGAAUCCCCGUGCUAUUUUCUGAGAUUGCCGAUAUUGAAUUUGCUAUUAGCAAUUCUAAAAUCGAACUGUAUAAGUUACAAAACCCAUCCUCCAUCAUAGGAUCUGGCCCUCACGGGGAAAUUACUGAUGAGGAUAGAAAGAAGGCCAGAAGCAAAGCAUUAUUGAAAAGCAGAAUGGCUGCAUUGACUGGCAAAGCUGAAGAAGCCGGUAAUUCAAUCGAAGAAGAAGAGGCAAGAUACAACAAGGCGGUCGCCAAUAUAAGAAAUGAAAGCAGAAAGAAUAGAGGUAUUAUAGGUGAUAUCAGAGGUUCAAUCUCUGAGCUGUCUGCUUCUCUAAUGUCAACUUUAACAGGGGGGGCAGCAGGUCAAAACACUUCCGAGUUUGAAAAAUGGGAAUUUGGUGUUGGUCUAGAGAAAGAAGUGCGUACUUUUAUCGAAACUUUGAAAUCAGGCGGUAUAUUGAGCGGGUCAUCUUUGUCUACAGAGACAAAUUUGAAUGACAAAGAAGAUGAAAGAGUUCAAUAUUUGAAGGAUCAGGCUCAAAGGAAAAUGGAGCAAAAAUUAGCAGAGCUUGGCAUUAACAAACCUGCAGAAAGUCCUUCACAGCAGAGUUUGAGUUCCCCUUCCCAAAUGGAGGCCCAAGCAACCCCAGUGAAAUCUCCAUUCCAAGAAACUCAACAUGCUGAUGAACGAAGCGAAGAUAGUGAAGAUGAAGAAGAGAAGAGGUUGCGGGAAGAGUUAGAGAGAAUAAAGUUGAAGAAGAAGGCUGAUAAAGAAAAAAGAUUAGCUGAAUUACGUAGGCAAGUCCAAGAUGCUCAAGCUGAAUCUGAUGAUGGAUUCAGUUCUUCGGUUUCUGGUAGUAAUAAUGGCAACGUUCUAGCACCACAAGUUGAGGGAACAGUCGGUCAUGUCGAAUACCCAGCAGUGCCUUCAGCUGCCAAUCCAGUCUCCUCCGUUUCCGCAUCUAUGUCAGGAAGCUCUACGCCUGUUCAAGGGACAUCGGCAGCUGCAAGAAACCCAUUUUUCAAGUCUACGGAUAGUUCCAACAGUACUUCAGGUUUAUCUGAUUUAAAGGCAGCAGAGGCUCAGAGGCGUUCUCAAAGGGGUUUGGAUGAUGAUGCCGAUGCCUGGUCAGAUGAUGAACCUUCUCCAGUUGCUCCAGCUCCGGUUGCUCCAGCUCCGGUUGCUCCAGCUCCGGUUGCUCCAGCUCCGGUUGCUCCAGCUCCGGUUGCUCCAGCUCCGGUUGCUCCAGCUCCGGUUGCUCCAGCUCCAGCUCCAGUUGCUCCAUCUCCAGUUGCCCCAGUUCCAGUUGCUCCAUCUCCGGUUGCUCCAGCUCCAGUUGCUCCAUCUCCAGUUGCCCCAGUUCCAGUUGCUCCAUCUCCAGCAGCUCCUCAGCCAUCUAAUCUACCACCAGUUCCUAUUGCCCCUCCAUUACCACAAGUUCAAGGUGUUCCUCAGCCAGUUGUUCCACUGGCACCACCAUUGCCUCAGGUAAAACAAGAAGAACAAGGAAACUUUUUAGCGCCACCACCAUCACUUCCUCAUAUGGACAAUAUCCAAAACUCGCAGAAUUUGGAUAGCCAUUCAGAUCAAGAUGAUGUGUUAUCAAUUCCGGAUUCUGUUGCUUCUGAGGAUGAAUUAGGUGAUGAGCCUGGUCUCCCACCAUCUGGGAUCCCACCACCUCCUCCUUUACCUUGA
Messenger RNA from Vanderwaltozyma polyspora DSM 70294, 4479 nucleotides. RefSeq names its product actin cytoskeleton-regulatory complex protein PAN1 (gene PAN1). Gene Ontology annotation, biological process: endocytosis; actin cortical patch assembly; endosomal transport. Bases 1 to 4479 code for a protein of 1492 amino acids. Gene Ontology annotation, molecular function: calcium ion binding; protein binding. The transcript has a single exon. The record is from RefSeq and is a predicted model, not a curated record. NCBI's taxonomy places the organism in Eukaryota, Fungi, Ascomycota, Saccharomycetes, Saccharomycetales, Saccharomycetaceae. Gene Ontology annotation, cellular component: nucleus; mating projection tip; cytoplasm.